AUGAUGGAGGAAGAGCCCCGCAGAGGCCAGAAAGAGAGUCCAGAGGACACAGGCAAGUUAUUUGUGAAAGCAGGAAUGGAGUGUGGGCGAGGCUUUACACGGAAGUCAGAUCUCGUCAAACACCAGAGGACACACUCUGGGGAGAAGCCCUAUGUUUGCAGGGUGUGUGGGCGAGGCUUUACAUGGAAGUCAAGUCUCCUCAGACACCAGAGGACACACUCAGGGGAGAAGCCCUAUGUUUGCAGGGAGUGUGGGCGAGGCUUUACACAGAAGUCACACCUCAUCACACACCACAGGAUACACUCAGGGGAGAAGCCCUAUGUUUGCAGGGAGUGCAGGCGAGGCUUUACAGACAAGUCACAUCUCAUCACACACGAAAGAAUACACUCAGGGGGGAAGCCCUAUGUUUGCAGGGUGUGUGGGCAAGGCUUUACAGACAAGUCAAGUCUCAUCACACACAAGAGGAUACACUCAGGGGAGAAGCCCUGUGUUUGCAAGGACUGUGGGCGAGGCUUUACCCGGAAGUCAGGUCUCGUCAAACACCAGAGGACACACUCGGGAGAGAAGCCCUAUGUUUGCAGGGAGUGUGGGCGAUGCUUUACACAGAAGUCACACCUCAUCACACACCACAGUAUACACUCAGGGGAGAAGCCCUAUGUUUGCAGGGAGUGUGAACAAGGCUUUACACGGAAGUCAAGUCUCCUCAGACACCAGAGGACACACUCUGGGGAGAAGCCCUAUGUUUGCCGAGAGUGUGGGCGAGGCUUUACACAGCAGUCAACUCUCAUUGUACACCAGAGGACACACUCAGGGGAGAAGCCCUAUGUUUGCAAGGAGUGUGGAAAAGGCUUUACAUGCAGGUCAGAUCUCGUCAAACACCAGAGGACACACUCUGGGGAGAAGCCCUAUGUUUGCAGGGAGUGCGGGAGAGGCUUUACAGACAAGUCACGUCUCAUCACACACCAGAGGAUACACUCGGGAGAGAUGCCCUAUGUUUGCAGAGAGUGUGGGCGAGGCUUUACACAGAAGUCACAUCUCAUCAUACACCAGACGACACACUCUGGGGAGAAGCCCUAUGUUUGCAGGGAAUGUGGGCAAGGCUUUACAUGGAAGUCAGGUCUCAUCACACAUGAGAGGAUACACACUGGGGAGAAGCCCUAUGUUUGCAGGGAGUGUGGGCAAAGCUUUACACAGAAGUCAACUCUCAUCGGUCAGCAUUUCCUGGUGCACAGCAUACAGAUUCCACAUCAGUCCAUAGUGGGUGUGAGUCUGAACUCGGUCUUCUCCAGCUGUGUGACCUAA
Messenger RNA from Phyllostomus discolor (pale spear-nosed bat), 1302 nucleotides. RefSeq names its product histone-lysine N-methyltransferase PRDM9-like. Gene Ontology annotation, cellular component: nucleus. Gene Ontology annotation, biological process: regulation of transcription by RNA polymerase II. The transcript has 3 exons. NCBI's taxonomy places the organism in Eukaryota, Metazoa, Chordata, Mammalia, Chiroptera, Phyllostomidae. The coding region runs from base 1 to 1302 and encodes 433 amino acids. The record is from RefSeq and is a predicted model, not a curated record. Gene Ontology annotation, molecular function: DNA-binding transcription factor activity, RNA polymerase II-specific; RNA polymerase II cis-regulatory region sequence-specific DNA binding.